Messenger RNA from Trifolium pratense (red clover), 2033 nucleotides. RefSeq lists its product as uncharacterized. Bases 97 to 1776 code for a protein of 559 amino acids. The transcript has 5 exons. The record is from RefSeq and is a predicted model, not a curated record. Lineage: Eukaryota; Viridiplantae; Streptophyta; Magnoliopsida; Fabales; Fabaceae. Gene Ontology annotation, molecular function: protein heterodimerization activity.
AAUCCAAAUCCAAAUCCAAAUCCAAAAUCCAAAUAAACUGAGAGAGUGAGAAUCGAAGUUAGUUAGGUGACGGUAGCAACCAAACCAGAAACCGCCAUGUCUCUACUCGGCGACGACGGACGCGGUUACGAGUUAGCUCGGAAACUCGAAGCCGCCGGAACAUGGCGAACAUGGCUUGGCGAUUCAAAUUACACCAAUUUCGCACCAUUUCUCUCUUCACCUUCAGCUUGGAAUUCUUUCAUGUCAACUGAUUCUUCCAAAUCUACCCUUCACAUUCAUCUUCAACUCAGAGUUCGUGCUCUUCUCUUCGAUAAAGCUUCUUCUUUUACUUCUCUCUCUUCAAACCCUAAUCAUAAACCCUCUCUCUCUAAACUUAACCCUAAUUUUCUUAGGUUGUACCCUGAUGAUGUCUAUUUCACUCUUGAUAACAACAAUGCACCUAGUUCGUCUAAUUCCAAGAUUGGAUCCAGAUAUGCUGAUUCUGAGUUGCCUGAAACGUGGUAUAAUCAAGUAAUUGAGAAUUAUAAAGCUAACAAGAAGUUAGUUAUGUGGGACAAAGAAUUGUCACCAAAACGUUCUCCAGCGGAGAUGGCUUCCUAUAUUAUGUGCAGUAGUAACUAUAAAAAGAGGCGUGUAGUGUUUCAGGAAGAACAGCAUCAGGUUAUGGAUCAAUCAAACGGUGGUAAUUUAGUUGAUGGUGAUGAUGAGUUUGUUUUUCCGGAGAUAACGUAUGCGUGGAACUGUGUACCUGAAAGUGCAAUUCCUGUGAGUGAAAGAGUGGAGAAUAAUAACAAUAACCAGAAAAUGAGGAUAUUUAGUGUGCUUGAUACGUUGCCUCCUGUUGUGACUCGGAGUGCUGAGCAUGUUAAUGGGCAACGCGGGGGAGGGCUAAACCGUGGGAAGUUGGGAAGUGAGGAAAAUGGAAGAGUUCUUGGUCAUGAGGAAGCGGCGAAGCUCUCUCAGAAAGCAGUGGCUCGCAUUUUGUUGGGUGCAGGAUUUGAAGCUGCCAUGGAAGGUCCAAUUGAAUACUUGUCUGAUGUGAUGAGCAAACGCAUUGUUAAAAUAGGAACCAAUUUGAAAGUACUUACUGAUAGUUAUAAAAAACAGUGUUCCGCCAUUGAACUUCUGAAGAUGUUGCUUAAAACUGAGGGUUUUAGUAAUUUUGCGCCAUUAGUGGAUGUGGUUAAAGAUGGCUCCAAAAAUAUUGUACAACAAGGUCAGCAACGUGCUCAUGGAAUUCAGUCACAGUUGCAGCAACAACAGCAGAACUCCCUUCGACUACCUCAACAAGUUCAGAUGCAAAGACAGAUGCAUCCACAGAUGCAGCAGAUGAUUAAUUCCCAACAGCAGCAGAUGAUUAAUUCCCAAAGUCUGGUUUUUCAGCAACAACAGCAGUUGCAGUUAGAGAGAAUGAGAAACCAGCAAUCUGCUCACCGCCCUGCUAUGGAUGUAAAUAAGGAAAGACCAUUAGUUCAAGUCAAGAUUGAAAAUACAUCAGAUAUACCAAGUGAUGGUAAUGCCUUCAAUUCUAGACAUCCUCAAAUGCAGUUUAGGCAGCAGCAGUUGGCUGCAAUGUCAAAUUUCCAUCCUCAAUCUAACACUCAGUAUAGACAGAUGGGUUCGCCACAGAUUCCCCAAAUGCAGUCACAGAACAAUAUUAGCAUGGUUAGAGCACCACCUGUGAAGGUAGAGGGAUUCUCAGAAUUAAUGGGCUCCCCUUCUUCAUCGAAGCAUGAUUCAGAGGAAAAUAGAUUGACUUCUCCCUCUAGUAAAUAAUUUUACUAGUAUUUUAGCCUGCGAGUGUGCGCAUCCCCGCUGAUGACCCUUUGCACUUGGAUCGGGUUAUGUCAAAAUUGUCAUGGACCAUAUUGUAAUAUAUCUCUUCUUCUGUGUAUUGUACAGUAGUCAACACAUAGGGCAUCACAACAACUGUACCAUGUUGAAUCAAAUAUAUGUUUAUUGAAUUAUCGACUCCUAUAAUGCACUAAUUUCUUCUAGUGGUAUAUUAUUCUGCAACAGAAAUAGUUCAAUCU